AUGUGUGCGCUCCAGCGGGCUGCCUCUCCACUCCAACACAUCGGAAAAAAAACAAACUCUUACAUCAUGUCUGGCAAAGGAAAAGGUGGCCGCGGCAAGGGCAAGGCCAAGUCCUCCGGCUCGUCGUCCUCGGCGUCCAAGGCUGGCCUCCAGUUCCCGGUGGCGCGCCUCAACCGCUACCUCCGCAAGGGCAAGUACGCCUCGCGCGUCGGCGUCGGUGCCGGUGUCUACAUGGGCGCCGUCCUCGAGUACCUCUGCGCCGAGAUCCUCGAGCUCGCGGGCAACGCCGCGCGCGACAACAAGAAGACGCGCAUCGUGCCGCGCCACAUCCAGCUCGCCGUCCGCAACGACGAGGAGCUCAACAAGCUCCUGGGCUCGGUCACCAUCGCCUCGGGCGGUGUGCUCCCGAACAUCCACGCCACGCUUCUCCCGAAGAAGUCGGCCUCCAAGAAGUAA
This is a messenger RNA of Pelagomonas calceolata, 456 nucleotides long. Lineage: Eukaryota; Pelagophyceae; Pelagomonadales; Pelagomonadaceae. The record is from the annotation of a GenBank genome assembly.